Molecule: messenger RNA, 1087 nt
Organism: Triticum dicoccoides
Lineage: Eukaryota; Viridiplantae; Streptophyta; Magnoliopsida; Poales; Poaceae
Product: probable cytokinin riboside 5'-monophosphate phosphoribohydrolase LOG4
Exons: 6
Coding region: 121-789 (222 amino acids)
Biological process (GO): cytokinin biosynthetic process
Cellular component (GO): cytosol; nucleus
Molecular function (GO): hydrolase activity, hydrolyzing N-glycosyl compounds
Source: RefSeq, a predicted model, not a curated record
AGCAGCACAGCACACCCACCCUCAUCUUCAGCUCUGCCGAAGCACAAGCAGAAGCACCCACCCUCAUCUUGGUCUCUCUAUCCGUACGCCUCCCUCACCCCUCCCUUCACCGCCCGACACAUGGAGGCGAACCAGGAGAAGGCUCCGGGGACUGCCACCGGCGGCGACGCCCCGAGGCCGGUGCGAGCGGUGUGCGUCUUCUGCGGCAGCAGGCCUGGCAACCGGCCGUCCUUCAGCGCGGCCGCCCUCGACCUCGGGAAGCAACUGGUUGAGCGGCAGCUCGAUCUCGUCUACGGCGGCGGCAGCGGCGGCCUGAUGGGCCUCGUGUCCAAGGCCGUCCACGACGGCGGCCGCCACGUCCUCGGGGUCAUCCCUAGUGCUCUCCUGCCGGAAGAGGUGUCAGGGGAGACGUUGGGAGAGGUGAAAGUGGUCAGGGACAUGCAUGAGCGCAAGUCAGAAAUGGCAAAACACUCGGACGCCUUCAUCGCCCUGCCAGGCGGAUAUGGGACGAUCGAAGAGCUGCUGGAGAUCAUAACGUGGGCGCAGCUGGGGAUCCAUAACAAACCUGUGGGGCUGCUCAACGUGGACGGCUACUACAACAGCCUGCUUUCGCUGUUCGACAAGGGCGUCGAGGAGGGCUUCAUCGACGACGCGGCGCGCAACAUCUUCGUCCUCGCCGACAACGCCUCCGAGCUGCUCACCAAGCUCACGGCCCAUCUUGACGACGCCGGCGGCAGCGACGACCGCAACGGCAUGGCAGCCGCCGGCGUCAAGAGGAAAAGAGGCUAGCUGACUAGCUAGCGAGCAGCAGGUCCCUGCCCUUCGUCGUGUAGCUUCGUCUUCGUCAAGCUUACUAAGUUCUAUCUAUUGCUAGCUCUUAUUAAAUAAAUAAUCUUCUUCAUGCAUGUAAUAUCGAGCGUUCCCUAACCCUAAUAUUCCGUGGCAAGCACAAAGUAUGCAUGCUUCAAUGCUCCGUAAUUAAGCACAAGUGUACAAGCGUACGGGUGCUGGAGUUGUACCUUGCAGCGCAGCAAUCGUACCAUCGCGUUGUACUCUUCCCACCUAAUAUUUUAUGUCUUCUGGCUAC